Histoplasma capsulatum G186AR is the source of this 1257-nucleotide messenger RNA. RefSeq lists its product as uncharacterized. Bases 1 to 1257 code for a protein of 418 amino acids. The transcript has 4 exons. Lineage: Eukaryota; Fungi; Ascomycota; Eurotiomycetes; Onygenales; Ajellomycetaceae. The record is from RefSeq and is a predicted model, not a curated record.
AUGGAAGUCUUCUGGCAUUUGCUUUUUUUUCUACUUCUCCUUAUCCUCCUCGGUGAAAUUAUUUGGUCGUUCUUGAAAUCCAAAGUGGGAAAGGGGAAAGCAGGCUUUGAUUUGGAAAACCUGUCUCCCUACCCAGUCGAACAAAUCAAGGGCAGGGCCAAGUACCGCACCAACAUGGGGCUCAGAAGGCUCGAUCAGCGCAACUGGUUGACGAUCGAUAAAAAUUAUAUGGAGCAGCACGAGUUGCGCGACUCCCUUUUUCGGACUCAAAGAAUCAAAGUAUUCCAAUGCCUCCCCGAAGCCCGACAUGCUUGCGAGGAAUUGCUGCAUGAAGUUGCCACAUAUCUAUGCGGUCGAUACCCUGAUGUAUUUGUGAUGGAUAAAAAUGAGGUUAGUAUCACAACGACAGGCGAGGUAUACCGUCUCGGAGAUCCCACCAAUAGGUUUGAGCCACUCGAGGUAGCAGCUCGACUUGCGAUGGAAGAUCUCAGUAUCGUAUUGGAGAAUGAAGCUGGUCAGAGUUACCUAGCGGCGACAGCCAGUCUAUUCCCCGUGGGAUGGUGCGCCAUGGAGAGAAUUGGAUAUACCAUUGCUCAGAUGCACGGGCCUGUUCCUCUAUGGCAUAAGGAGAUUGAGUUCUCUGUCAAUAAGUUGGUCAUAUCCCAGCAUCGACCAAAGAAAAUAGACUCGCCAAUGGAACGGUCGAGUUAUUUUAUUCAGGUAACGAAGCCUGAUGAAUCGCUGAGUUCGAUUCUUUUUCAGCCGGUUGGAUUGGGCCACAGAGAUGUUGAACCUCGGCCAGAGGAUAUUCUUCUUCGUCGCGAAAGACAGACGUUUCGCAGAUUACCGAAAUCCAGAGCGAUAGUGUUUGGAGUAAAAACUUCCCUAACGCGUCUCCAGGCACUCCCGUUAGAAGAGCUAAGGAAUCUUGUGACGGAAAUAAAAAGUUGGCCCGAUGCAGUGGGGAAAUAUAAGGGGAGAGACCAUUGGGGGUCUGCAGUAUUUGGGUGGCUGAAACUCAGGGAGGAGCCAAAUCAAUCCUUUGCCUCCCUCCCGAUCCCCCUUCAUGGAUCUCUGUUGGACCAUACUUCGUUUAUUCCAGCUAUCUCUCACACGUGCUAUUCUUGUCGAAUACCAGGUGGCGUAACGAUGUUGAGGAGCGCUUUAAGCGCUAGGCUGGAGAUGUAUAUGGAUAUUUUGGCCAAGCAUUACCUCAUAAUCGACAUUAUGGGCUCUGACUGCAGCGAUACUAUCUAA